This is a messenger RNA of Rhizopus microsporus ATCC 52813, 1638 nucleotides long. RefSeq names its product HSP70-domain-containing protein. Gene Ontology annotation, biological process: protein folding. Gene Ontology annotation, molecular function: ATP binding; ATP-dependent protein folding chaperone. Gene Ontology annotation, cellular component: cytosol; nucleus. Bases 1 to 1638 code for a protein of 545 amino acids. The record is from RefSeq and is a predicted model, not a curated record. The transcript is spliced from 4 exons. NCBI's taxonomy places the organism in Eukaryota, Fungi, Mucoromycota, Mucoromycetes, Mucorales, Rhizopodaceae.
AUGAGCGAUUCUAAUACUAUUAUCGGUAUUAAUUUUGGUACCGCCUACACCUCUAUUGCCUACCUUAACAAGGAAGGUCGUGCCGAUUGUCUUGCUAAUGAAGAAGGUGACAGACAAAUUGCUUCUGCCCUUGCUUUCCACGGCGAUGAAGAAGUCGUUGGUUCUCAAGCCAAAUCAGAUAUUCCCCGUCAUCCCGAUACGACUGUUGCCAACUUCCGUGCCAACCUUGGCAAGAGCUUUGCUGAAGCUGAAAAUUUGACAGGAUCAGCUGCUCCUGUUGUUGAUAAGAACGGCUUACCUGCCUACGAAAUCACUUUGCCCUCCGGAAAGACCAUUUUCACUGCUCAAGAAAUCUCUACUAAGUUCUUACGCCACAUUCGUGAAUCUGCUGAGGCCUUCUUAGGUACCUCUAUUGGUGGUGCUGUCUUGGCUGUUCCCUCUUACUUUACCGAAAAGCAACGUGAAGAACUAGUCGCUGCUGCUGAAGGAGCUGGUAUCAAGGUGAAGCAACUUGUCCACGAGUCUGCUGCUGCUGCCCUUGCCUAUGGUAUUGGUCAAGAAUCUAGCAGCAGUAACCCUCAAGAUAAGACUGUUGUUGUCUGUGACUUGGGUGGUCAUUCCUUUGAUGUUACCGUCUUGGCUGUUCGUUCCGGUAUGUAUACCAUCUUGGCUACUGCUCAUGACACCAAGGUUGGUGGCGCUUCUUUUGAUGAUAAUUUGAUCAAGCAUUUCACAUCCGAAUUCCAAAAGAAGACCAAGAUCGAUAUCUCUUCAAACAAGAAAGCACUUGCCAAGCUUCGCAAUGCAGUUGAAGUCACCAAGAAGAUGUUGUCCAGCGGUAACUCUGCACCCUGCUUUGUCGAAUCUUUGGCUGAUGGUGUCGAUUUCCACAGCACUAUCAACCGUAUGCGUUUCGAGCUUUUAUCCAAGAACGUCUUUGCUCAACUUCAAACCGUCAUUAACCAAGUUUUGGAAAAGAGUCAAUUGGAUGCAUCUGAAAUUGAUGAAGUCCUCCUUGCCGGUGGUUCUGCUCGUAUUCCCAAGUUCGCCUUGAAGAUUCGUGAAGUGUUUAACAGUGAACAUACUAAGGUCUUGAACGAAUUAGAAGCUGAUGAAGUCGUUGCCCGUGGAUGUGCUAUUCAAGGAUCCUUAAUUACCGGCUUUGAAAAAGAAGAUGUUGAUGCUGCCACUCAUCCUGUUGUCACCUUAGUUCCCCAUACAAACAAGGCUAUUGGUAUUCUUAAUGCCAAUAAUGAGUUUGUCACCAUCAUCCCUCGUGGUACCGCACUUCCUACUCGCCGCGUCUUUGAAUUUUCUAAUGCUCAGGACAACCAAAGCCAUGCAUACGUUUCCUUAUAUGAAGGAGAUCACAUUGUCGAAAAGACUGAAGUACAACCUGAACCUGUGCCUGUGGAAGAUGACGAAGAACCUUAUCAAGAAGAACCUGAGAUUCAUACCAAGGUCUACAAUAAGCCUGCUGCUCACUUGAUCGAAGCCUGUCUUGCUCUCGAAAAGGGAGCCAAGGCCAAGGGAAGCAAAAUUGAAGUUCAAAUCACGGUCGAUGCUCAAUCUAAUGUCAGCUUAGUCUUACGUGAAAAGAAUGGUAAAAAUGUUGUAAAGGCUGAAUCAAAGAAAUAA